Paramecium primaurelia is the source of this 1636-nucleotide messenger RNA. The record is from the annotation of a GenBank genome assembly. NCBI's taxonomy places the organism in Eukaryota, Ciliophora, Oligohymenophorea, Peniculida, Parameciidae.
AUGGACUCAUUUAUACAUACUAUUUAGAGUAUAUCAAAUAUACUAGAUGCACAAACUGACCUCAAACACAUAAAAAACACAUUCAAAUGCUUGACUUCUGAUUACAAAUUACAACUCAAAAUUAACUCACUUCUUGUACAUAUACUUCAUUUUAUUAAUAGUUACUCAUCCAUCUAAGUUAAUAAGAUAAAAUUAGAAAUGCCUUAAAUAAAGAUCAAUUACUAUAUGAUUUCAUACUCUAAACAUGUUAGAAUGAAUAAAAUGCUCUUAAUUAGAUUUCUUUGGAAACUUUAAAAUAUUUUGGAACCGUUGCUUAAAUUGAAAAAUACAGAUAAGCCAUUGAUAUACUUAUGAACUAAGGAAUAGAUUUACCAAAUUAAUAUAUACAUGCUAAUUAAUUGUUUGAAUUGUAAAGAAAUCUUCAAAAUAGAGAAGUACUUACUUUACAGUUAUUUUAACAAACUGUUUAUGAUCAUUAAUUAGAUAUUGAAGGAAUAAUUAAUAUAGUAUAAUCAAUAUCUAUUGUUGAAGAAAAACAUAUCUGCAGUAAUAUUUAUAAUAUUUUAAUUCUUUAGUGCUUGAUAGUUAUAAAUCUACUUUUACAGAGAGAAUAUUAUCUAUUGAAGAUUUACUUAAAAAUAAACAAAAUAUUUUAAGAAUUGAGUAAUUAGAAUAAUUAAAAAGUAUAUAAUAUUUUGAAUAAUAAUUUAAUAAGUAAGUUGAUAAGCAAUAAAAAGAUAAAUAUAAAAAUUUCAAUUAAUUUUAAGAAUGGAUAGCAAAAUCAUUAAAUAUCAAGUUAUCCAUUAAAGAGAAUUAAUAACUAAAAUAAUAAAAUUAAUUACCUUAAUAAUUGCAUUAAGAAUAAUAUUAAUUGCAGUAAUAAAAUAAUUAACUUUAAAAUUCAAUACCCAUAUUAGUUAUUGAAAAUUAACCAUCUGAUAGAACAGCUAAAAGUGUAAGAUCAAAUAUUGUUUAAGAACCACAAAAGAAUCCAUUUCAUGAAGCUGAAAAAGCUUUGAGACACAAAAUUCAAAUAGAAUUAGAGAAAUUCAAAAGGAAACAAUUACCAGAUAAAUAAUAUUCUGGAUAGUUGGUUAAGGAAUCUUUGAACAUCAAUUAAAUGGAUUAAAAUUAAUUAAAAAAAUUUAAAUUAUCUAGUAUAAAAACUAAAUAAAAGUUAUUUGAUUCUCCUGAAAUAUAGUUAGGAGUAAUAAAGAAAUUUAUUUUAAAAGAAGAACUUAAUUGCAAUUUUUUAGAAUUAACUUUUUAUAUAGGAAAUAAAAGAUAAAAGAUCUUAGAAAAUUGUUCUUUAAUUUUUGAUGAACCAAGAGGAUUGUAAUUUUGGGUACCUUAAAAUAAAAUGGAGACAUAAAUAAUGGGUAGAAAAUAAUGUAAAAUGUCCUGCUUGAUAGGAUAUUAAUAUAGUCUAUUUGAACCAUUAAAAGGUAAAUAUAAUUAAUAAGAGGUUAAUUUUAAUGGAUUGAGGAUGAUAAGGUUUGUGAGGCAAUUUUUAUGGUUCCUUGUUUAUUAAGUCAAUUCAUGAAUUUUUUACCAAUAGGGAGGAGAUAUUUUAAAUAUAUUUGGUAGGAGAAGAAGAUAUUUUGUCAUAGAUCAGAGAAAUUUAAAUUGAAUGAGA